GCGAAGGGCCAGAAGGGAAGCGCAUUCCCGAGUCAAUUCGCCGGCAUAGAUGCUCAUCUCGGCGAAGCAGCGCCUCACUGCUAUCCGGAAGGCUGCUGCGGAAAGCAGCGACUUCGAGCUUCGCCGCUUCCGCGUUGGCAAGGAGCGCCUCAUCAAGCAAGGGAGGAAGCCGAGCAAACUGAAGGCAACCAUCCUCAUCGAGCGACUCGCGAAGAAGGAGAUCAUUGCUGAGGCCAGAAGGACCAACAAAGGGGAUGACAAGAGCAGCAACCAAGGAGAUGAAGGAGAGGAGCGCGAAGAGGAGGAAGACGGUGAAUGGACUGACGACAGUGACCAAGAUGACGCGGCUGACGAUGUGAGUCGGGCAAGGAUUCAGGCGACGAAGGCCAAGAUCCUCUCGGCGAUUCGCUCGCAGCCCGUUGCCCUUCCGCCAUCCGAGUCCCCUGUGUGUCAUGGCGUCCCUGGCAGCUCCCCCGCUCCCUCUGCCCCCCGCCUGCGAGGCCGCGGCAGCCACCACCUCUACGUGCGUGACUACGUGAGGCAGGAGCUCAGCGAUGCCCUCAACAAAAAAGUGGAAUCAUUGCUCCAAGAGCUCGCUCGCUUCCAGCAGCGGGCCAAGACGGACAACCCACAGCGGUUUUCCAAGCUGAAGCGCUACGUCGCCGGCAUGAGCGAGAGCGAGAGGGCCAUCAAAGAGGACCGGGCCAAGGCGCUGGUCGUGGCGCCAAACGUCGAGCCGAGUGUGUCUGCCGGCGGCCUGGACGACAUGAUGCAGUCCCUCUUGGCUGAGUGCGAGCAGAGGAAUGUGCCCGUGAUUUUCGCCCUGAGUCGCAACCUGCUGGGGCGGGCCAUCGGCAAGAACAUGCGGCAGAGCGCGGUGUGCAUCGUCAGCGCCGAGGGCGCCCACCAGCUGCUCAAGGAGAGCAUUCAGAUGGCCAACGAGCAGAGGGACGCCUUUGAGAGGAAGAGCCGGGCUUCUGACGCGACGACGGACGCGGGGUGCGCCUCUACACCAGCAGUGAGGGUGCACUACCCUUUGACGGAGGAGCAUGAGCAGCCGGACGAGGCCGACAUGACGCCCGAGCAGCUUGCUGCCAUGGAGAGGCGUCGCGAGCACAACCGACGGAAGCGCGAGAAGAGGAAGGAGAAGAGGCGCAGCGAGGCUGCGGCUGCGACAGCAGUGGCAGACAACAAGACCGAGCCAGCACCCCCACCCUGCCCACAGGCACCCAGGACCCCCACACCCACCAUGAGCGAGGCUCGACCGCCGCGGCCAUCGGCGAGCAGCAGCAGCGUCGGCACGCGUCCCUCCCAGCCAUCCAGUCUCGUCGACAGCAGCCGCUCUUUACUGCUCAACAUGUAUUCGUCGCAGCUGAGCAGGAGAGGCCGCAAAAUGAUCAAGCGCAUCGAGUACAAGCAGCAGAAGGAGAGGGAGCGGUUGGCUGCUGAGGCCGAGAGCGGCCCAACGGGCGAGGGGCGUCAAAGCAGGAAGCGCACACGCAGGAAAACAAAGCGAGCGGCAGGUGCAUGCGAGGGGGGGGAGUGGGAUGAAGAGGUCGACGACCAAGAGUCUGGGCAGCACGGCCGCGAGGCGCAUGAGAGUGCUACCGCACCAGGCCCGCCAGUCCUUCGUCACGAGAAUGGGCCUGCCAGCCGCGGUCGGUCUGGCGGUGUGGUGCGAUCAGCGUGGGACGCUGGGCCGCCCUGCCUGCCACCAAAACCACCAUCUGCGCCAGGUACGCAUCAUGCACACGGGACGACCAUACAGCUGGCAUAGCUCAUGAAUGCUAUUCUUCUCUGCUCUGUGUGUGUGACAGCAGUGACAGCACGCGGAGCCAAGGCGCCGUUUGCCCCUGGCCGCCCUCCUUCCCUCCCCAGCACCAGCUGGCCGUCUCUGAUGUCGCAAGACACCUGUUCCGACUGGAAGCCCAGCCAUGCGUCCUCCAGGACGCCAGCCUCUGCAUGGACGAAAGACACUGCGCCGAGGGACGACAAGCCGACUGCUGGGCCAGCCCAACCACCCCCUUCUCGACACACCCUCGCCAACCGUGCGGACGACUUGUCGGCGACGUCAGAGGCGAUAUCGACGACGUCUAUGCCGGCGAGUGUGUCGUCUGAUGGGCCGAUCAUCUUGCCGCCUCCCAAGUGUGGUGUGCCGUUCCCAGGGGGCGGCGGCCAGAGGGGGAGAGGGGCGGGCAGGGGACGGGGAAGGGGACGAGCGAGUCGGGGAUGGGACGGCUAGCUGACUGACGUACUUCGUCUGCGUGCGGUGCUUCAUGGCAAGACUCGAUGUACAUAUGUGAUUCUGACAAUCCCGCAUGAAUCACGG
This is a messenger RNA of Vitrella brassicaformis, 2329 nucleotides long. The record is from the annotation of a GenBank genome assembly. Lineage: Eukaryota; Vitrellaceae.